CUUGAACCUCUUCUUUUUGUCUAAUCAAUGGUGCGAUCUAUAGAGUAUAAGAAUGCAUGACAUAUAUUGAAAUGAUCAUCAAACAUAAAUAUGUGUGAUAUUUGAUUAAUUAAAUUAUUAUUUAUUAUGUGCAAUAUGUAAACAUGUAAUGAAAAGAAGAAUAUUAAGAUUAAUGCAAUAUUAAGAUUAAUACUAUAGUAUUUAGUUAUAUCUGUGUUUAGUCACAGGUGGUCGAAGAUGAUAUAUAUGUAUAUUAUAUACAUAAUGUUUCGAUAUUUUAAAACAAUAAGAUAUUAAUACCAUCAAUUAUUUGAUAGACGUGGUUCACUAAACAUGGUUUUCGAAGGUUUUUCGAAAGUUUUUAUAUGUAUUAUACAACAAAAUAUAAAUAAAUGUCCUACAUUCUAAAUGAAUUAUCAAGAGAAAAAUUUGUGACAACUUUGUAUAUAACAUAUUCUUCAAUAUGUCAUAUUCUAUCAAUAGAAGACCUUUAUUAGGAAGUGCAUCAGAUAGUGAAUUUGAAGAUGACUUAGAAACUGAAGCUGAUGAUCCAAAUAUUUCUAUUCCAGAUGAAAAACCAUUUUUUAAACAAUAUGAACCAUGUGACAAAUAUAAUCUUGCAUAUAUUGUUUUUUAUGUACUUGGUAUAAAUACAUUAAUUCCUUGGAGUUUUUUCAUCACAGCUGAUGAUUAUUGGAUGUAUAAAUUUCGAGAAAUACAUGAAAAUUCUUCUAAAAAUAUUAAUUAUACUCAUGUACAAAACUUGGAAAAAAGAACUGAUCUUCAAGCUAGUUUUACAUCGUAUUUAAGUGUAGCAAGUGCAAUACCAAAUACAUUUUUUUUAAUUGUAAAUGCAUUUAUUAAUAAAAGAAUUUCUUUAAGAAUAAGAAUGGUGGGCUCUCAAUGCACAAUAUUAUUAUUUUUUAUUUUAACAACAAUAUUUGUUAAAAUAAAUACAGAUAAAUGGCAGGGAACUUUUUUAAUAGUUACUUUGACUACAGUAGCAUGUGUAAAUGCUGCAAGUGCAAUUUUUGGAGGAAGUUUAAUGGGUAUUGUUGGACGUUUUUCUUCAAAAUAUAUAACAGCUAUGUCAAGUGGACAAGCUCUUGGUGGAAUUGUUACUGCUAUGGCAGAAAUAUGUUCUCUUUGGAUUGGUGCUAGUCCUGUUCUUUCAGGUCUAGUUUAUUUUAUUAUUGGAGAUGUUAUAUUAUUUUUAUCUUUGAUUGCAUACAUAGUUCUAGAAAAAGCAACAUUUUUUAAACAUCAUAUGGUAGAAAAAUUACCCGAAAAUGUAGAAGCAGAUUUUUCAAUAACUGGAGAAGUAACUUUUCCACAUGGCACUACAGUAUCUUAUAUGCGUAUUAUAAAAAGAAUUUGGCAUUAUGGUAUUAGUGUACUUUUAGUAUUUUUUAUAUCUCUUUCUGUAUACCCAGCACUUACUGUAUUAAUAGAAAGUCAAUAUAAAGGAAAAGGUUAUAUGUGGAAUGAUAUCUAUUUUGUGCCUGUAGUGACCUAUCUCAUUUUUAGUUGUGGUGAUUAUACUGGAAGAAUAUUAUCAGGCAUUUUUCAAUGGCCAAAAAACAAACCAUGGCAAGUUGUACUUUUAAGUUUGAUGAGAGUUGCCUUCAUACCAGCUUUUAUGUUUUGUAAUGCACAGCCUCGACAUCAUCUCUCUGUUUAUAUUCAUAAUGACAUUUUUUAUAUUUUAAUAACUGUUGCAUUUGCCAUCAGCAAUGGCUAUUUAUGUAAUUUAACACUUAUUUUAACUCCUACAGUUGUAGAUUCUCAAGAGAAAGAAAUUGCAUCUGCUAUGAUGGGAGCUUUUCUUGGUGUAGGAUUGAUAUCAGGUUCUGCACUCAGUCUAUUCAUAGUUAAAGCAAUUUAAUUAUAAUUUAAAAAAUUUUUCACUGCCCUUUAUAUAUUUAAAAUGAAAUAGAACCACAGAACAUAAUAUCACAUCAUAUUAAGUAAAUUUAUUUUAUACUUAUUUUAUAUUUCAUGACAAAAUUUAUGAAUGUAACAUUUAAUACAUUGCAGUAAAUGUUUAA
Messenger RNA from Apis florea (little honeybee), 2048 nucleotides. RefSeq names its product Equilibrative nucleoside transporter 1 (gene Ent1). NCBI's taxonomy places the organism in Eukaryota, Metazoa, Arthropoda, Insecta, Hymenoptera, Apidae. The record is from RefSeq and is a predicted model, not a curated record. Gene Ontology annotation, cellular component: plasma membrane. Gene Ontology annotation, molecular function: nucleoside transmembrane transporter activity. Gene Ontology annotation, biological process: nucleoside transmembrane transport.